Nicotiana attenuata is the source of this 2002-nucleotide messenger RNA. Its product is annotated as proline--tRNA ligase, cytoplasmic. Gene Ontology annotation, cellular component: aminoacyl-tRNA synthetase multienzyme complex; cytoplasm. The coding region runs from base 296 to 1807 and encodes 503 amino acids. Lineage: Eukaryota; Viridiplantae; Streptophyta; Magnoliopsida; Solanales; Solanaceae. The record is from RefSeq and is a predicted model, not a curated record. Gene Ontology annotation, biological process: prolyl-tRNA aminoacylation. Gene Ontology annotation, molecular function: ATP binding; proline-tRNA ligase activity. The transcript is spliced from 13 exons.
AAGACAAGAAAAAGAGGAGAUUCAACAUGGUUACCGUCUGGUAGGGUGAAUUCAUUCUGUAAUUCCAAUAGAGGGGUGUAUCUGAAUUCUACUCACAAGUCAAACAGGAUAAAGAGCAGUGUCUCAUUUUCCUAGCGUUGACACUCUCCGUCUCCUUCCACAGCUGCGCCGGUUCCUUCAUCCUCAAACCCUCCUCUUUCCGACGUCGUUUUCGCCUCUCUUCGUAGCCAAGUAUCCUGGCUAUUGGGAGGGAACAUAUUUAGCUAUUGUUCGACAGUUUGAGGUGUUUGCUGCCAUGGCUGGUAAAGAUUCAAAUAAGGGAAAAAAGAAAGAAGUCAAGAAAGAGACAGGUCUUGGUCUCUCUUCCAAAAAAGAUGAGAACUUCGGGGAGUGGUAUUCUGAGGUUGUUGUCAGCGGUGAAAUGAUUGAGUACUAUGACAUUUCUGGCUGUUAUAUCUUACGGCCAUGGGCAAUGUCCAUUUGGGAGAUAUUGCAAACCUUUUUUGAUGCUGAAAUUAAGAAGAUGAAGAUAAAGAACUCAUACUUCCCUCUUUUUGUGUCUCCUGGUGUUCUUCAAAAGGAAAAGGACCACAUAGAGGGAUUUGCUCCUGAGGUUGCUUGGGUUACAAAAUCUGGAGAGUCUGAUCUUGAAGUGCCCAUUGCAAUUCGACCAACGAGUGAAACGGUGAUGUAUCCUUAUUUCUCUAAGUGGAUAAGGGGACAUCGUGACUUGCCCUUGAGACUUAAUCAGUGGUGCAACGUUGUGCGAUGGGAGUUUAGCAACCCAACCCCCUUUAUCAGGAGCCGUGAGUUUCUCUGGCAAGAAGGACACACUGCUUUUGCAACUAAGGAGGAGGCAGAUGCAGAGGUUCUUGAUAUCUUGGAGUUGUAUAGACGUAUAUAUGAAGAAUUCUUAGCUGUUCCAGUGAGUAAGGGGAAGAAAAGUGAGCUUGAAAAGUUUGCUGGUGGACUCUAUACGACUACAGUAGAGGCUUUUAUCCCUAAUACUGGUCGUGGUAUCCAAGGUGCAACUUCACACUGCUUAGGCCAGAAUUUUGCAAAAAUGUUUGAGAUAAACUUUGAAAACGAGAAGGGAGAGAAGGCUAUGGUCUGGCAGAAUUCCUGGGCCUAUACUACCAGAACGAUUGGUGUGAUGAUCAUGGUUCAUGGAGAUGAUAAAGGCCUGGUCUUACCACCUAAAGUUGCAGCAACACAAGUAAUUGUUAUUCCUGUGCCAUACAAGGAUGCUAAUACUCAAGGCAUCUUUGACGCCUGUGCUACCACUGUCAAAAACUUGAACGAAUCAGGUAUUCGUGCUGAGGCAGACUACAGAGACAACUACUCACCUGGCUGGAAAUAUUCUCACUGGGAAAUGAAAGGGGUUCCUCUUAGGAUUGAAAUAGGACCAAAAGAUCUUGCAAAUAAUCAGGUACGAGCUGUUCGACGUGACAAUGGAGCCAAAACUGAUAUUCCUGUGGCCAAUUUAGCCGAACAAGUAAAAGAUGUGCUCGCCUCUAUCCAACAAAAUCUAUUUGAUGUUGCAAAACAAAAGCGGGAUGCAUGUGUUCAGGUUGUAAAGACCUGGGAUGAAUUUGCUGAAGCACUAAGCCAAAAGAAAUUGAUCUUAGCUCCUUGGUGCGAUGAGGAGGAUGUCGAGAAAGAUGUGAAGGCACGAACAAAAGGGGAGAUGGGUGCAGCAAAGACUCUUUGUUCUCCAUUUGACCAGCCUGAGCUGCCUGAAGGUACAUUGUGCUUUGCCUCGGGUAAACCUGCUAAGAAAUGGACAUACUGGGGCCGCAGCUAUUGAUGAUUCAUAUUGAUCUCUAUUCCAUUUUUGUGAGUUCGGGCGAUUUAGACAUCGUAUUCCAGAAUUGCUAAUUGUAACCAUGAGUUUCUUUCUUAACAUAUUUUCUGCUGGAUAAUUCACUGUCUUUUGUUUCCCCCUUUUUCCAAUCUUAUAUUGAAUUUUAUAGUUCAUAAAUCAAAGAGAUGUUCUUAAAUA